Xylaria bambusicola is the source of this 1988-nucleotide messenger RNA. RefSeq names its product fungal-specific transcription factor domain-containing protein. The record is from RefSeq and is a predicted model, not a curated record. Gene Ontology annotation, molecular function: DNA binding; zinc ion binding. The transcript is spliced from 2 exons. Gene Ontology annotation, cellular component: nucleus. Gene Ontology annotation, biological process: DNA-templated transcription. NCBI's taxonomy places the organism in Eukaryota, Fungi, Ascomycota, Sordariomycetes, Xylariales, Xylariaceae. The coding region runs from base 241 to 1860 and encodes 539 amino acids.
CAACUCCCCACCCCCGAUAGGGAGUGCCGCGCUAGCCGUCGAGACCAGCCGUCAGACUGCGCCAGCACUGGAACGAGCAGGCCAGAACGCCAGCAGCAGGCACUGAAGACCAAGGCUAGUAGCAUAUCCAACUGGAUACUUCAUCACUUCCACGAGAGGCAGGCUUAUCGAGAUGAUGGCGAGAGCAGUCGAAAAGUCUCUCCUUCACCCGAGGCUCACUUCCUGCCCACCUUACCGGAAAUGGUUCAGCAGAAUAACGCUGCCUGCAUAUGUCAUAUUUUGGGCUUGGAGCAGAGUCAGUUAUCUCGACUGACUGAUCUAUAUUUCCUUCACAUCACAUCCGUCUCACUGUUUCACCGCCCUACGUUCGAGAGACGCGUCUAUGUAGAGCUUAUGCCCGAGCAAGCGAGCACACUGCUGGCUUCCAUGUUUUGCCUGGCCGCAAGGUACGCUCAGUCAGGCGACACCAGCGAUCUCAACCGAUACGAAGGCACCGGGGCGCUCCUUCCUGAACGCUUCUACGAGAUCGCGUCGGACGCCACCCACAAGCAACUCCAGAAUUGCGGAGAUAAGCUUCCACCGCUAUUUCUCCUACAGGCUCUCGUGUUAACGACUUACAAUGAGCUCGUGAUUGGCGUUCGAGGAUUGGCGUGGAGAUCCCUGGGGCUCGUUAUCCGGAUAGCCUACGAAAUGGGACUUCACUUGGUGGACUUGCCAUCCAGAUCAACGAGAAAAGAUGGCUCGGAGUCUGUCGAGGUGUGGAUUGCCAAGGAGGAACGCCGCAGGGUGUGGUGGACCAUAUGGGAGCUCGAAGUAUUCGCUACCACCAUACGAAGAUGUCCAAUUGGCAUGGACCAGAGUCAGCAUGCCACACUUCUGCCAGUCGAGGACACUUUCUGGUUUGAGGGGAAGAAAGCGCCAAGCUGUUUUCUUGACGCUGACCCAACGCUUCGGUGGAAGAACCUGCAGAAGAGCGGCAAUGAAAAUGGCAGGGCGUGGUUUAUCCUCGUCAACUCGUUCAUGUGCGAUGCGCACUCCCUGGCCAACCCUUCCGUGCCCCAGGGUGUUACCUUCGGUCGCGGCCAGCCUUCAGGUGCCCAGCGGCACUCCCGCUCUGCAGAUAUUGGUCCCCGACUAGUGGUCCUCGAGAACUGCGUCUCAUGUUUUUCCAUGGCACUGCCUAAGCAACUGCAGUAUCGGCCAUAUUUAUCAUCUUCAAACGAAACGACCUCCUGUGAUUCGACGACGCGAAAGAGAGGCUCCGACAUACAAGCGAUAUAUGUCAUGACUCAGCUUGCAAAACUCAUGAUUCUGCACAACGACUGCUUCCGAGACGAACGUUCGGGUGGCGGCUCUCAGACCGAAGAGGCAGACCGUUCCUCCUCGAGCUCGAUGCGCGGAGCACCUCGUCCUGUUGACGAAGCCACAACCCUUCUCAAUGCCCUCUCGCCUAAAUACCUCCACGCUGCAGAGCAAGUGAUCAGCACUGUGCGCAAUGCCACGCCAAAUCAUAUUAGCGAUGGCGAUCCUCUUCUAGCAAACACUUUUUGGAUGGUCGCUGCUAUCCAGAUCAUCCAGGCGACAUUCGCAGAGAUGAAAUCAGAGAGGCUGGUGGCGCAAUCCAACCUCGACCUGCUACGUCUGACCCUGAUCCAGCACAGGGACUUUUGGAAUACCUCGUCCGUUCUGGUGCAGAAUCUGGACAAUCUGGAGGAUGCGAUGGAGAAAGUCCACUCCCGUGUGAUCUCACUUGGUGCUACUCGGAGUCAGCCUUGCACAUACCCACCGUCGCCAGAUGAAGAGAGAGUCCCUUACGGCGUAAGACAAAUACUUUCCACCCACAUGAUGCGCAUAUGCUGAUGUCGUACAAGCAGAGAGAUAUUACCUUGACCCAGAAUUCAAACUCUGCGGGAGGACUGGAUCUAGAGCCUCUCAUGCAGGGCCAAGACGCUUUAGGCGAACCUCAGGAAACCGAAAUGUGUCAAAAC